UGAGUGACAGCGGGGCGGGCCAAUGGAGCUCGGCAGUCCCCUCCCUCUGCUCAACGAGGCUGGGAGAGUCGGCCGAGUGGCUCUCUCUUUCUGUGUCUCAUUCGCAAGAUGGCGGAGGCUGCAAACUGCAUCAUGGAGAAUUUUGUAACCACGCUGGCUAAUGGGAUGAGCUUGCAGACUCCGCUAGAAGAUGUCUCAUGCACCCAACCAGAAAGCAGCGCCAAGCCGACGGCAGAGGAGAUGACCUCCAAGGAUUACUAUUUUGAUUCUUAUGCUCACUUUGGCAUCCAUGAGGAGAUGCUGAAAGAUGAGGUGCGCACCCUGACCUACAGAAAUUCCAUGUUUCACAACCGGCACCUCUUCAAAGACAAAGUGGUCCUUGACGUUGGCAGUGGAACUGGAAUUCUUUGCAUGUUUGCAGCCAAGGCUGGUGCCAAACGGGUCAUUGGGAUUGAGUGCUCCAGUAUCUCAGACUAUGCCGUCAAAAUCGUCAAAGCCAACAAACUCGACCAUGUGGUGUCCAUCAUCAAGGGAAAAGUGGAGGAGGUAGAGCUGCCCGUGGAGAAGGUUGACAUAAUUAUCAGCGAGUGGAUGGGCUAUUGUCUCUUCUAUGAGUCCAUGCUUAACACCGUCAUCUACGCCCGGGACAAGUGGCUAACUCCUGAUGGGCUCAUAUUUCCAGACCGUGCCACUCUGUACAUCACAGCGAUUGAAGACCGGCAGUACAAAGACUACAAGAUCCACUGGUGGGAGAAUGUAUACGGCUUUGACAUGUCAUGCAUCAAAGACGUGGCAAUCAAAGAGCCUUUGGUGGACGUCGUUGAUCCGAAGCAGUUGGUCACCAAUGCCUGCCUCAUCAAGGAGGUAGACAUCUACACAGUGAAGGUGGAGGAUCUCACCUUCACAUCGCCCUUCUGUCUCCAGGUGAAACGCAAUGACUACAUCCACGCCUUGGUAGCCUACUUCAACAUAGAGUUCACCCGUUGCCACAAGCGCACCGGAUUCUCCACCAGCCCUGAGUCUCCCUACACCCACUGGAAGCAGACAGUUUUCUACAUGGAGGAUUACCUAACAGUGAAGACAGGAGAGGAGAUCUUUGGCACCAUUGGCAUGAAACCCAAUGCCAAGAACAACCGAGAUCUCGACUUCACCAUCGACCUGGACUUCAAGGGCCAGCUGUGCGAGCUAUCGUGUUCGACGGAUUACCGCAUGCGCUAGCCCAUCUGCCCCUCUGCCAGUUUUUUUUUUCUCCACCUCUCCUCCUCGAACCUACCUUGCACCCAGAGCUAACCCUUCCUGUCCUAUUCAGUUGACGUAUCACUAAUUCACUUCAUUGUGUAGUUUCCCUGCUGUUGCUGCAACUCUGGGCCAGCAAGGAGAGGGGUCAGUAUUAGAGGCUAGGGGGAGAUAGCCAAGACCCCCCCCAACCACAACCCAUUGCCCCUCCUUUUGAAAACCCCCCUGCCCCCUCAGGAACUGAGUCUGUUAGCACAACUGAAGACGCGCACGUGGUUUGUCCGUCCGUUUUUUGUUUCGAGGCCCAAAUGCCAGCAGCAGACUUCCAUCAUGACUUUUUAUCUCUGUCUGUUAAAUCAUUGUUGGUCUCCCCUGCCAAACUGUGAUACCCAGAAUCUCCCUCCCUCCCACUCCAUCUCCAGAGCAACCCUGUUCCACACCAUCAUCUCCUCCUCCAGUGCAAAGGCUGCUCAGUUAUCUUGGUGUGGAGAAUAUACAUGCCUAUCCGGUGCCCAACUAGGGAGAUGGGAAUCCCAACAGGCUUUUAACAAGAGGGUGUGUGGCGGAGGUGUGUGUGGAAAAGGCAUCUCCAUUUUGUGGGUGGUGUGUUUUUCACCGACGGUUUUGUACUUCCCCCUCUUAAAUUCCUUAUGGGUUUGUGGGUUUUUUGUUUUUAAGUCCCUUGCCCCUGGAAAGCUGACAUUGUGUGACUGUUUCAUAACUUAUGGUUUUUAUAUGGUUACAUUCAUGAGGAAAAAAAUAAAGAGGUUGAAACUAA
Molecule: messenger RNA, 2014 nt
Organism: Hemicordylus capensis (graceful crag lizard)
Lineage: Eukaryota; Metazoa; Chordata; Lepidosauria; Squamata; Cordylidae
Gene: PRMT1
Product: protein arginine methyltransferase 1
Exons: 11
Coding region: 109-1218 (369 amino acids)
Cellular component (GO): nucleus
Molecular function (GO): protein-arginine N-methyltransferase activity
Source: RefSeq, a predicted model, not a curated record